Nematostella vectensis (starlet sea anemone) is the source of this 4287-nucleotide messenger RNA. RefSeq names its product speckle targeted PIP5K1A-regulated poly(A) polymerase-like. Gene Ontology annotation, molecular function: RNA binding; calcium ion binding; poly(A) RNA polymerase activity. The coding region runs from base 80 to 3154 and encodes 1024 amino acids. The transcript is spliced from 10 exons. NCBI's taxonomy places the organism in Eukaryota, Metazoa, Cnidaria, Anthozoa, Actiniaria, Edwardsiidae. The record is from RefSeq and is a predicted model, not a curated record.
AUAAACCCUGAGCUUUGAUUUUCAUUCCAAAAUGGCGGCUGCUAUGAACGUUAGUUAAACUGCGUCAAGAUAACAACAGAUGUUAAGACAUCGUCUCGAAAAAGUGGAAAGCAUGGGUGACGAAGCACAACGAGGAUCAAAAUCUGUUCCAAAACCAGCUCCUAAACAAGUGUACUGCGAUGUUUGUGACGUCUAUCUGUCUUCAGCUGCCCUUGUUGACACUCAUAAAAAUGGAAGGAAACAUACAAAUCUUGUCAAAGUGAAGGCUGACAAAGCAAGUGUACAGAAGAAGACUAUCUUUGUCCGAGGUUUUGAUAAAUCCUUAAUAACUUGUGCAGAUUUGGAACAGCUGUUUAGCCAAUUUGGGGAGAUAAGAAACAUCUAUAUUGACAAAGAGAAGAAUUGUUACGCCCUAGUAGAAUUUGAGACAGAUGCAAGUGUAGCAAAAGUGUUGAAUCAAACAGAACCUUUGACCUUGAAUGACAAGACAUUAAAGGUUAAACCAAAAUCAUCACCUAAGAAAGUUGAGAAGAAACCAGAUCAUACCAAUCCUUCAAGCAGUCCAGUGUCACCUGGAUCAAAAAAGCGCAAGCGAGGCACUUCACAGUCAGAACUUUCUAACUUUGUCACAUCUGAACUGUUCAAGGGGCUGAACUCUUCAAAUACUGUUAGUACCAAAUUUUUCAUAUAUUCACAGUGUUUCGGCAAGGCUGUGGAAGAACAAAUCAGUGUGUUGAUGGAACAUCUUGGGCUGUCAAAAGAUGAUCUUCAGCUGCGUGAUCUGAUCUGCCAACUACUAGCUGGUGUCUUCCAGGAAUUCUUCCCAACUUGCAGUGUUAUGCCUUAUGGCUCAUCAGCUAAUGGCUUGGGGUGGAAAGGGAGUGACUUAGAUCUUUGUCUUCUUCUUGAUAACAAUCCAUCAGAGGAGGAUCUGUCCAAGGAUGGUGUUAAACAGUGUGCAGAUGAAUUGGGUAUUGUUGUAAAGGCUUUAAAGGAUCUGGUGCCUGGUUGUGCCCAUGUGGUCCCCGUAUUCUCAGCUAAAUGCCCUGUUGUCAAGUUUGUGCAUCAACCAUCAGGAGUUUCCUGUGAUCUCACAAUAAACAACAGACUUGGCAUGGAAAACACAAAGCUUCUUAGAUGCUACCUAUCAUUAGACCCCAGAGUCAAGCAGCUAAUCACGGUGGCGAGGGCUUGGGCUCGAGCUGCAGGCUUGUCACGUGAUAGAGGUGGCCAUCUGUCAAACUACGCGUUGACGCUGAUGGCUGUGUACUUCCUACAGAUCACCUCACCUCCUGUGAUUCCAUCAUUACAGUGCAUCAAUAAAUGGCUCCUCUUAUCGUCUUCCACAACCCCAGCUCAUGAAAACUGUAACUGUGAACAGGCGAAAUUUAUAGACGGCUGGGACUGCAGCUAUUUUGAUGACGUCACGAGGGUAUCCUCCAGUGAGAACAGCUGUGACAUCGUUCAACUUCUGACCGCGUUUUUCGACUUCUAUGGUAAUCGGUUCGACUAUGGCAACUGCGUGGUCAAUAUACGUACGGGACAGCAUUGUACGAAGUUGGCCAUCCAAGAAGAACUACAAGAAGUAAUGAGGAGUCGCACAAAAGGUGACAACGCCAUGUCAUUGCCAAAGAUCGUGGAAUUCGAUUUGACCGACUUUUGUGUACAAGACCCAUUUGAGUUAUCACACAAUGUGACUCGCAGUUUAAGCACUAUGGCUCUAAAGGACUUAAUCAAGUACAUGAUGACUGCGAGAGAGGUUUGCAAGAGGAUUUGCCCUCUGGAAUACUUUCGAGACACCAAAGGUAUCAUUGCAUUGUUGACAACGUCGUGUGGUGAGACGAGGGCAAGGAAGCUUGAGCAAUGUUCGUUUGAUGUGCCUUUAGCUGUAGGUAAGGACUCUCCUGAUUUUACUUCUGAGGAUGAUCUGUUAAGAGAUGUACUGCGGUUCUUGACGGAAGACCUUAAGGUUCACUAUGAGGUCGAGAAAACGGAAAUUACAUCGAAAGAACUUCAAGAUAAAGAUGGACUUUUAAAUGAGGUUUUAACAUCCUCUGAUUCUACUUUGGAUAAUCCGGAGCGUUUUCCAAGCAGCAAAGUCGAAUGCAUUGAAAAAUUUCCAGACUCAAUCCUCCUUAUUGCAACAUGCACUGCUUGGGAAAACACAUGGACACACUCUAGGAGGCAGCGGCGGAGGAUAAUUGCUGAACGAGAUGGUUCGCAGGAGAAGAGUCAUCUUCAGGGUGAAUCUCCUUCUGUAGAUGGCGACGUAUCCCCUUCAAGCUCACGUGGUACCGCACUUCCAGUGUUAGUCUUCAGGCUGGUUUAUAAACACAAGGCCGAUCAAGAUAGACCAAGGGCCUCAUUCUACCUCCACCACGUGAGAAGCCAAGGUUUUGAAGAUUGCCGAAAAGCGAAUUUUGGGGCUGUUCAAGAGGAUAAGGUCUUGACCGGCGCAGUCUUAGCAACAUACGCUGUCUUCUCGGAGUUUGAAUGCCGCGUAAAGUGCUAUACGAACCAUGAAUGUCUUUCAGUCAACUUGGGGCCACAAGUAAACGGGCUGAGACAGUGUGAGCUGAACGGCGCUAUCAACGAUGAAGAAACAGUGCUGCAAAGCAAAAUGGGAUUUAUGUAUCGUGGAUUCAAAUCUAAUCCAUGUCUCUCAACGCCAUGCAAGAAUGGUGCAACAUGCCAUGUUGGCUUUACCAGCAAAGGUUUCAGAUGCUUGUGCGCACAAGGAUACCAAGGAUCAAGAUGUGACGAUGACAAAGAUGAAUGCAGGACCAAGGGUGUGUGCGGCAAUGUGUCGCUUUAUGCAUGUGUCAAUACAUACGGCUCCUACUCCUGUCAAUGUGCUGCUGGGUAUUCGCAAGUGGGCAGUACAUGCACUGAAGCUACCAUGCCAGCAUCAGCCAAUACCACGGCAAUAUCAGCCAGUACCAUGGCGACAUCAGCCAAUACCACGGCAAUAUCAGCCAGUACCAUGGCGACAUCAGCCAAUACCACGGCAACAUCAACCAGUACCAUGGCAACAUCAGCCAUUACCACCGCAACACCCAUCAGUACCAUGGCAACACUAACUAGUACCAUGGCAACACCUGCAAGUACCACGGCAACAUCAGCAAGUGCAACAGCAACACCCACCAGUACCUAGGCAACAUCAGCCAGUUCCAUGGCAACAACCAAUCGUCAGUGCCAUACUUUUUUGUUCAUGACACGAUGUGACAUCAUCAGUGCAUCUAUUAGAGGACAGAUGCACGCAAAAAUGAGAUCUUUUUGUUUAAGUAGAAACUGGUAUCUUUGUUUAUCGAUAGAAAAAAUAACCGCCACACCUCUUGCUUCAUGUUGCAUUCCUAAAGGCUCAAUCCUUGGUCUGCUACUAUUGAUUGUCUUUGUGAAUGACCUCCUGUAGCAUGUGAAUAGCAACACUCUAACAAUCAAUGAAUCAAAGCAUGAAUUUUAAAUUUUGGACAAACUUUAUUCCUUGUUUAACCUAUUUUUAAAAUGCAUAAAUACAUGGUCAACAAAUUUUAUUAGAAUUUCAUAACUAUAUGUUUAUUAAACAGUGUGCAAAAAUGUCGAUUUGGUAUUCAAACUUGAAAAUCCAAGUAAAUACAUACUAAUUAUUAAUUUUUUUUAUGUCCAGGAUUUUGUAAAUAUCCAAUCCUGCUUUGUUUUGUAUUUUUUAAAAUAUAAUACUCAUAGAGCUUUUGUAUUAUACUGCCUUGUUGCAAAUUCUUAUUGAUCUGUCCACAUUUCAUUUUAGGGAAAAAGUGCACCAUUAUAGGGGUAUCACAUUACCAUGGUACCCAGAGCUAUCAUUUAAGAUAUAUUAUCACAGUACCCAGCGUUAUCAUUUGAGAUAUCAUUUUACUGUGGUACCCCGAGCUAUCAUUUGAGAUAUCAUAUUUUGGAUAUCCGGAGCCUUCAUAUGAGAUCAUUUCACAAGUGCCUAAAAGGUCAUUUUGAGUCUAAGACGGUUAUUUGCUAGGGUUAGCCUACUCUAUCGUAGCUGAAUUUACAUUCUCUUCAAAUUCAGGAGUCAUUCUUCUGAAGAAGAGCAGGAUAUUUCUUGUUACAAUACAAGACAAAAAUACUUUUAGGCAAAGGUUAGGUGUGACUUCACAAGGCUUGCAUACUCAUUGUGCCCUCUGUCCUAGCCAAUGAAAUUUGUGUGUUCCCAUACUGAACAAAAGGUACUUUGAAAUCCAUUGAUGUUGUUUUUCUGUAAAUCAAUACUGUAAAACUUUCCACAUGGAAAGCAGAAUUAAACAUUUCUAAACUGUC